Molecule: messenger RNA, 2009 nt
Organism: Linum tenue
Lineage: Eukaryota; Viridiplantae; Streptophyta; Magnoliopsida; Malpighiales; Linaceae
Source: the annotation of a GenBank genome assembly
GACCUAGCUAGCUGAGUAGAACUCGUCUCUCUUUGUUCGAGUCGCAGUUUCUCAGCUUCGCACACAGCCUCCGCUCGAGUGAACUGCGAGUCAGAGAACCCGUUGUGGAUUUGAUUGGUUGAAGCUCGAAUAAAGCAUCUCGAAGUAUGAGCGACUACGGCAGCGGAGGAGGUAGGCUAGACCGUAAUGGUGCGGAUCAUGAGAAGGACGAAUUCGGUGGCGGUGGCGACCCUGACAAUCUUGGCGAUUCCAAAUCCCAGCGUGACUAUGAGAGGGAUUCCGUGAGAAGUAGAGAUAGAGAAAGGGUGCGUGACAAAGGUAGGGAUAGGGACAGAGACCGUGACAGGGAGAGGGAUAAGGAUAGGGAGAAAGAUAGAGAUAUUGAUCGACACCAUAGAGGAGGAGGGCGUGAUAGGAAUCGUCACAGAGAUGGCAAUGACAGGAGAGAAAGAGGCAGAGAUAGAGGCGAGGAUGAUAAUCAUCGGAGCAGAGACUAUGACAGGCGAAGAGAAAAUGAUAGAGAGCGUGAAGAUAGGCCCAGGCUUCGUUCUAAGUCUCCUUCGAGGGGUAGAUCAAGGCAGAGAUCGAAAUCUCGUUCUCGGUCUCCCUCCAGUUCAGGAUCACGUUCCAAGAGCAAAAGGGUGAGUGGCUUUGAUUUGGCUCCUCCUGCAUCUGCAAUGGCUGCUGCUGUUGCUGCUGUCAAUGCUGCUACUACAGGCCAAAUUCCUGGAUCCGCUCCUCCCAUCCCAGGAAUGUUUCCAAACUUAUUUCCGACUCCUAAUGGACAGUUUGGUUCUCUGCCUGUCAUGCCCAUUCAAGCAAUGACUCAGCAGGCUACUAGGCAUGCUCGGCGGGUCUAUGUUGGAGGGCUUCCACCAUCAGCCAAUGAACAGUCUGUAGCUACCUAUUUCAGUCAGGUCAUGGCAGCCAUUGGAGGAAACACUGCUGGCCCUGGGGAUGCUGUUGUAAAUGUCUAUAUAAAUCAUGAAAAGAAGUUUGCAUUUGUGGAGAUGAGAUCUGUUGAGGAGGCCAGUAAUGCCAUGGCUCUAGAUGGAAUUAUCUUUGAGGGUGCACCUGUCAAGGUACGUCGGCCUAGUGAUUAUAACCCCUCCCUGGCUGCAACACUUGGUCCUAGCCAACCCAGUGGUAACCUUAACCUUGCCGCGGUUGGAUUAAGUCCUGGCUCUUCGGGUGGGCUCGAGGGUCCAGAUCGAGUAUUUGUGGGUGGGCUACCGUAUUACUUCACAGAACCACAAAUCAGAGAAUUGUUGGAGUCUUUUGGGGCUCUUAGAGAUGUAGCUUGUGCUGCUUUGAAUGGAAUUAAAAUGGGUGAUAAGACUCUCACUGUUAGGCGCGCCAACCAAGGCAGCAGCCAACCUAGACCUGAACAAGAAAGUGUACUACUACAUGCCCAGCAGCAGAUUGCAAUACAGAGGCUUAUGUUACAACCUCCAGCAACUAAAGUUGUAUGCCUAACUCAAGUAGUUACUGUGGACGAGCUCAGAGAUGAUGAUGAGUAUGAAGAGAUAAUGGAGGACAUGAGAACAGAAUCCAGUAAAUUUGGUACAUUGGUGAAUGUCGUCAUCCCCCGCCCACAACCGGAUGGUAGUGCUUCUCCUGGUGUUGGAAAGGUGUUCCUGGAGUACGCAGAUGUUGAUGGUGCAACAAACGCCCGAGCAGGUAUGAACGGGAGGAAAUUCGGCGGCAAUGAGGUGGUGGCUGUGUUUUAUCCAGAACACAAGUACAAUGCAGGAGAGUACGAUGGCUAAUGCCAUGGGAUGGGAACUCUACAACUCUGCUGAAUGUUUGUUGGAUUGUGUACUUCUGUUAUAGUUUCUUCGUCAGUAGAGCUGUAGGCGGCUGAUGAAGAUUGAUGAUGUGAUCAUUUUAGCCUCUGAAUGAUAAUAUUAUUAUAUGUAACUUGAUGAUUACUACUACGCUCUGUCUAGGCUCUCUCACCAACUCCCAACUGUGUAAUGCUUACUUCUCUUUUUCGUUCCUAGAAUGAA